AUGGGCAUAUACGCCGCAGCCUGUACCUUUGAAGGGAGAGAUGCCAUCUGGCAGGAGUGCGCCAAAUCGCUUCGAGAAGGGGAAGAGCGCCUAGGUCUCUGUGGCGAUCAGGCCGACGGUCUGUUGACCACAGCUACGCUGAGCCCGAACUCGCCUGAAUGGGUGAGGGCGACAUCGCAACUUGCUUGGGGGAUUUAUAGCUGGCUGACGAUCAAUGUUAUUUACUACAAUCACAAACACGUCCGAUUCCCGCCAGCCUUACCCAUACCAGGACAAGAUGAAAAUUGGCCCGGCCCACCGCCGUAUCUUCUCGGCAAGGCGUUCCCGCAUACUUGUGGACUAUGGAUGAUUGCUCCGGAAGUUCUGGGGGUUUACAGUUUUUCUGACUGGCGUGUCGAUGAACGCGUCCCAUUGGAAUUUGCUGAAGGAGAGCAUAAGAAGUUGCUCGUAUGGGCCAAUACUCUUGGCGCAGACAUGGUCCGACUAGAUGGUUGUUUGCCUGAGGUUAUGGUGUUCCAGUACAUUCUCCCUCGCGAUUUAUAG
Molecule: messenger RNA, 543 nt
Organism: Fusarium verticillioides 7600
Lineage: Eukaryota; Fungi; Ascomycota; Sordariomycetes; Hypocreales; Nectriaceae
Exons: 2
Coding region: 1-543 (180 amino acids)
Source: RefSeq, a predicted model, not a curated record